AUGCCACUCAGUGCUGGAAACGGAAUGGCGAGCGUUAUAACAAAUACACAAUUUGCUAAUGCGAUAAAUGAAAAUGCAGCAAUCGCUGCCGCCAAUCAAGAAGUAGCCAACGCGAUCACCAACGCCAACUUAGCAAAUGGUGCAGCGAAUGCCAAUCUAGCAGCUCUAGCGAGUGCUAAUUUAGCCGGAAUUAAUGGUAAUAUGGCAACUUUCAAUCUUGGCAAUGCUUUCACUAUUACAAGUGGAUCGCCUGGCAAUCCAGGCUUCGGAAUCCAAGUUUCGGGUGAUGCUUUAGAAGUCGGCGGUACGGUGGCCGUUAAUGGCCAAAUACCAAUCUACGGGACAGUAGCUGUUAACGGUAACCUACCUACAGAGGGUUCCGCAGCGGUUAACUACAACUGUGGAAGGCAGACUAUUGAUUGA
Molecule: messenger RNA, 423 nt
Organism: Vanessa tameamea
Lineage: Eukaryota; Metazoa; Arthropoda; Insecta; Lepidoptera; Nymphalidae
Exons: 1
Coding region: 1-423 (140 amino acids)
Biological process (GO): multicellular organism development; chorion-containing eggshell formation
Cellular component (GO): egg chorion
Molecular function (GO): structural constituent of egg chorion
Source: RefSeq, a predicted model, not a curated record